UGUGCAAGUAUGUUAAAAUUGUUUCUGUAGAUAUACUUAAUAAUGACUUUUGCCUGUAAGCAGCUGGUAAAAAGCCAACUAAAUAAAUGAUGGUACCAUUUUGAUUCUGCAAAAGCUGUUGUUCUUGCUUUUUUAGAGUGAUUGUCUUUGACAUUUUUGCUCAUUAUGAAAUUUAGACAUAGCAUUUGAACGCAACGCACGUCAGCCAAACAACUCACUUGAACUUUCAGUCUAAACAGUUCCUGUAUAGCUCCAAUUUAUGAUAAUUAUACUUUCCUGGUUCUUGGUAUCAGCUCAACCAAUUUACUUGUGUAUUGCAAUAUGCUGAAAGUUUACGCACGCCUGAGGAUUAAAGGAGCUACGUACGAGAUGGUGAAACACCAUAUUACUAUUGGUCGGAGUUCUGCCAAUUACCCUGUGGAUAUUGAUAUAGGUCCUUCAUCAUACGUCUCUCGCCGGCAUUUGGAAAUAUAUUGGAAGACGAACUCCUUGAAGUUGAAAUGCAAGGGAAAGAACGGGAUUUUUAUUGACCAGGUGUUUCGACCUCACUGUUCCCAUCUUCUCUCCAUUCCAUUAAGAUGUAUCCUUCGGUUCCCGAGUACAUCUAUUUGCAUUGAAGUUGAACAGUGUUUUAUGACUUACGAAAAAGGCAAUGCUUCUGGAGAUUAUAUUUCAUCAUCUUUGGAAAUGGAUUCAUACGAGUCAGGAGGAAAUACUGUACUGUCUGUAACUAGUGAUAAAGAAUCAUUGUCAUCAAGUGAUUUCAGGCGUGAACUUUCUACUGAGAUCUCAUCGACUAGUCGUACACGUCGUAAACAAGCAUUGAUACCAACUUGUAGAACUACCUAUCAUAAUCACAAUAUAAAAGGUGUCCUUCUUAAUGAUUUGACUUCAAAUGAGGAAAAGAAUAUUGAUCUAGAUCAAUCUAAUAAAAAGGAUAUCAGCCAAAAUCAAGAUGUUUCUUCUCAUCAAGAAAGUAAACAUACUACUACUACUACUACUACUACUACUACCGAUAAAACCAAUGUUCGGUAUAUUCAGUUGAAUUCCAGAGUUGAUAUGUCAUUUUCAAGUUUAAAUUCCUUUUUCAAAGAUCUAGUUCCUACUGAAUCAUCACCACAGAAAUCUCUCCCCACAUCCAUUGUUCACCUAUCAAGCAUCCCAACAACAGUAGUAGAACGUGGAGAUCGAUUUACUAAACCGCCUUAUUCGUAUGCUCAACUCAUUGCUCAGGCAAUUUCAAGUCAACCAGAUCGUAAACUCACUUUGAGUGGAAUUUAUGACUUCAUUAGCAGAAAUUAUUCUUAUUAUCAGUCAACUGAUAAAGGUUGGCAGAAUUCAGUUAGACACAAUCUAUCACUCAAUCGUCAGUUUGUAAAAGUGCCCCGAUCUCAAGAAGAUCAUGGUAAAGGCUGUUUUUGGAAAAUCGAUCCAGCUCAUGAAAUGAAGUUACUAAAUAUUGCCUAUCGCAAACGGCGUGUGAGACCUUGUGAUACAACAGGAUCUCUUUCACAUCAGUCUUCAAACACCAGAUAUCCAUUAUCAUCAUUAUCGAAUGGGAAACUUUACAAUUAUGUCCUUCCACCGCCAACAUCCUUCAUAGGUCGAAUAAACAAUAGUUCAGUAAUGAUACCAACAGCUGCUGUUUCGCAAAAAUCAUUUAAAAGAUGUCAUAAAUUUUCAGAUCAAUCAGAACUUCCGUAUAAGAUCUCUUUAUCUUCUUCACCUACUGUACAUACACCUUCAGCAGUUAAUCAAUACAAAGAAGAUAAGUCGAAUGUGAUUACCUUACAACCAGUGAUACAAAAUUUUAUUCCACUUAACCAAGUGCCUUCUUCAAUUUUACGAGUGGUAAGUGCAAGGCCGUGUAUCACCACUUCAGUUGUCAAGUCAAAUGAAUAUAAAGCAGUAGAACAUAACAACGCUUUGUCAACUCCUACUGUCGUUAUUCAAUCUGCACAUUCCCCACAAUCUAUGCAUUCCAGUCCCACAUAGCGCUUAGAGUAUAUAUUCAGUAAUUGAAUAACAAUUUAAUAUAGUAUAAUAUAAUAUAAAAACUCUUACUUUUAUUCACAUUACUAUAAGCAGCUUAUAUGAAUAUAAUAUACAACAAUUUUUUGUUUUACUAACAAGUUUAUCCAAUUAAUAUGUAAAAACAGAACACCAACAGUUGAGCUGUAUUCAUAUACAUAUAUGUAACAGUACUCAAUAGGGGUGUGAUUGGCUGUUCAUUUUCGUAAACAAUGGCUGUGUACCUGCUUUUUGCUUCUUUUUAUACGUUUACAUGUAUACAUUUGCAUUUUAUUAUUGAUUUUCACUAUUGUCUUUACUUUUGUACUCCCCUCUUCUUUUAUAUCACAUUUUGAUGUUCGAUAUAUUUUCUGAUUGAUCCUUUUUUUUAAUUCUUGUUGUGUAGCAUAAUGCCUUCUGCUGUCACACUUACACACACACGCGCAUAAUUGAAAUUGCACUAAACGCAUACACAUACAUAUCUGUGUAGGACAAUCACACUUUUUUUUCUUUUUACUAAUUUUUAAUUUGAAGUAAAAUAUUGUGAUAAAAAAAAUUUCAUAUGAUC
Trichobilharzia szidati is the source of this 2578-nucleotide messenger RNA. The record is from the annotation of a GenBank genome assembly. NCBI's taxonomy places the organism in Eukaryota, Metazoa, Platyhelminthes, Trematoda, Strigeidida, Schistosomatidae.